UAGAAAUAAUUAAACAUGUUUGUAUUUUUUUUUCAGACUUUAACCUAUCUCACCAAGAAGGAAAUUUUACAUGUCUACAAGAGAUUUUAUAAUUUAGACAGCACUUCUGUAGAUACUGACAGGAACUGCAAACUCACAAAGGGCAAGGUACUGGAGCUUCCUGAACUGAAGGUGAACCCUUUUGGAGAGCGCAUCUGCCAGGUGUUUUCAUCAGACGGCCAGGGCAAUAUGACAUUUGAAGACUUCCUGGAUAUGAUGUCAGUCUUCUCAGAUAAUGCACCCAAGAAUGUCAAGGUUGAAUAUGCCUUCAGAAUAUAUGAUUUUGAUGAGGACGACAUGUUAUCAAGUGCAGACCUGCGUCAGGUUGUUGACCACCUGACAAGUUUCCAGAACCCUGAUCAGAAGCUGUCUGAUGAGGACAUGCAACAGCUCAUAGAUAAUAUCCUUGAAGAGGCAGAUCUUGACGAUGAUGAUUCUCUGUCAUUUGCUGAGUUUGAACAUGUUAUAUCCAAGGCUCCAGACUUUGUCAACUCCUUCAGAAUCCGUUUGUAAAGAGGUUGAGACAGAUCAGAUCUCUCCCUACACAAGAAGUCCCAUCCAGAUGUCAAGUUAAGGGGUAUAAGCCUCAGCAUGCUCAAGAAAUCAGUCUCCUGUCAUCUUCAUGACAGACGCUGUCACUUUCGAUCUGAAAAAUAUUGUUUUCUUAUUUGAUUUUAAUUAAAUUGUUCUUGUUGGAAAUGAUUAAUAUAUUUUUAAACUGUGAUCACGUCUGUGAAUAUUAUGAUAGUUUUAGCAGUGUUGCCAUCCUUAGAUAUGAAGAGGUCAAACUAUGUACCACAUUUGCUGUGUUAUUGAGCUCCAAUCAGCACCCUCUAACCAACUUGUAGACUUGUCAGAGAGUAAUGUUUUGUGUAUUGUAAACAGUGUUUUGAAAAAUACAGACAGCUGGAUGUUUAUUCCUGAUUUAAAGAAAAAUAGUUGGAAUGAAAUUAUUCACUACUGCUUGAUCUCUGAAAAGAAUUUUAACUUUCGAUACCUGGUUUUAUUUUAACAAAUAUGGUACAUGUUGGUCGAUUAUGUUACUUUUGUUUUAGCAGCGUAUUUUCUUGGAGAUUACUCAUGUUUCCAUCAAUGGCUAAGGCUGCUGGUUCUGUCUGUGGCUAAGAAGUCUGUCAGACAGACGUAAAAUUUUAAUGUUUAAAAUAUGGGAUAUGACUGUGCAUUGGAAAAACAGUGAAUCUUUGUUUACUCAUGCUGUUAAGCAUGUAUGAUUUUAUGUGAUAAAAAUCAUUCAAGAUAUUAUCGGCACUACUGGUUGUGGGCUGACAUCAAACUGUGGAUGACAACACAUUUCCAGUGAUUCCAGUGAUUCUGAGUUGACCAAGUUUCACUUUGUACAAAUAUUACCAUAAGGCCAGACCAAUUUUAUUUCUUGUUUUAUGGCUUAUUGGCCUCAGAAAACCUAAAGGCAGGAGGGGAAAAAAUAAAAAAUAAAAAUAACUCGUCAAAAUAAUUUUCCUUUUAAAUACUAAAAGUAUUUUAUUUUUGGCAAUUUAUGAAGUUUAUAUGGGGCAAAAAACAAUCAAAAAAAUUGUUUUUGUCAUAUGCACCUUGUCACUUUUAGCUGUUUUUAUAAUAUUGUGAAUGACAUUGGAUGUUACUGUUUUGUUUCAUGCAACUGAUACCAGCAAUAUAACACAUUGCUGCUGCUUUAAUAAGCAGACUGCGGAGAAUGGAAAAUAUCAUCUACAUUUCAGAUGGCACACACUCCGUGAGAUUGUAUAUAUUCUAUUGUGUGUUCCCAAUUGUGAUACCAUGAUAAAUUAUGAAUUUAUUGAAAAUGGUUUAAAUGGCCACAUUGCUGCUGCAGGUUCUGUUGGUCAGAAAGAUCACCAUGAUUACUGUGUAUAUGUACAUAUAAUGUAGUUGUGUUGGAUCCGAGUUCCAUUCACAGACAUUUGUGAUGUUGUUUCUGUUGACUUCGUUAUGUGAUAUCAUUUUAGGCAAAACUUUCUUCAUUGCUUGGAUACAAA
Messenger RNA from Haliotis rubra (blacklip abalone), 2033 nucleotides. RefSeq names its product calcium and integrin-binding protein 1-like. The record is from RefSeq and is a predicted model, not a curated record. The transcript has 6 exons. NCBI's taxonomy places the organism in Eukaryota, Metazoa, Mollusca, Gastropoda, Lepetellida, Haliotidae. Gene Ontology annotation, molecular function: calcium ion binding. Bases 16 to 552 code for a protein of 178 amino acids.